AAAUCUUGAGUCCUCAAAGCCUUUGGCGUUCUAGAACGUCUCGGGUAGUCCAAUUCUUGCCCCACCAGAAAUACUUGUGUCACAGGGGUGCUGCAGGUGAUUCGACAGGGCUCUGACAAAAGCAGGCUGCCGAAUGCACAAACUACGUCAUCGGCCACCCCUCGCUUCUGUUUCUUCGCAUGACCUUCAACAUGUCUCAAGCCGAGCCCAGGGAAUAACUACCACGAAUUUCCAGAUGAUGUAGGCAAGUGAUCAGCACUUUUCACGAAAUUUUGCGAUAUACGUAACCAGUACAUAUUCGCUCGUUCCCACACAUUUUUGUCCUUGGGGGUCAUCCCAUCUCCACUCCUCUGUGACCUCGGAUCGUUUUAUCAAAAGGCUGAUCUGAUCUUAACUUCUUCCCAUCUCACGCGAGGUCAAGAUCUCGAAGUCGGCAUCAUCAACCUAUUCCCCCCACCUUCCCGUAGCCCCAUACCAACCAUGUAUCCGCGCGAACACCGUCACAAAAAGCGCCUCUACCUCUCCGACCCGCCCCAGCCCGGCAUCUGCGAAGUCCGCCGCAAAGUCACCACCAUCGUCCCCCCUCCACCGCCUCCUCCUCCACCCGUCAUCAUCCGCCCAGCCACCCCACCACCACCACCUCCUCCCGUCAUCACCCAACCACCCCCGCCCCUCCUCCCAGCGCCGCCGGCCCCGCCGCGCGACCCGCCCGACGUAAUCGACGUGAUCGCCGUCGACGUCGACCCCUCCUCCGACAAGAAGUCCAGCCGCCGCAGCCGCAGCAGCAAAUCCUCUCGGUCAUGCUCCCGGCGACGGCGCUCCCGUUCCCGCUCUAGCUCGCGCGACCGUGACCGCGACACCGAGGUGGUCAUCGAGCGCGACCGGUUCAUCCCCGUGCCCGUGCGGGUUCCCGUCCCAGUCCCCGUGCGCGGGCCGGAGCACGAGACGUUUCGCUACGUGGACGGCCUGCCGGCGCGGGAGCCGCGCGAGAGGAGGAGGGUGCCGGCGGCGGUGCCGAGUCCGCCGCCGCCGGUGGAUAGGGAUGGUGCUGGUGGGGGGGAGAGGAGGGUUAGUGUGAGGGUGGAGGAUCGGUGGUCGGAGUAUCCGCAUGAAAGGGAGAGGGAGAGGGAGAGGGAGCGGGAGUGUGAUUACGGUUAUGACUAUGGGCGGGGUGGUGGUGGUGGGUAUGGGCGUGAGAGGGGCGGGUAUGGGUAUGAUGGGCAUAAACAUGGGCAUGAGUAUGAUAGGGGGUACGGACAUGGGAACGGGAGAGGGUAUGGCGGGGGGUAUGGGAGGUAUUGAUAAUCAAAAGGGAAGCUUGGGUUGGGCGAGUUGGUUUGCCGGUUCGGUUUCAUUUGGGAUUUCAUUGUUGUUGAGCACCGCCGUUGGAUAUCGCGGAGGCUUUCCUAUUAAUGUGUCAUGAUGGGAUAUACGACGGGGCCACGCGGCAGGUUUAACGAUGUAUGAGACACGAAGAAAAACAGAGGUUAGAGCACAUGUUUCCAAAUAAGCAUACAACCAUUUAUCACCACUCAGCAUGAACACAAUACACUCAAAA
Messenger RNA from Chaetomium fimeti, 1558 nucleotides. RefSeq lists its product as uncharacterized. Lineage: Eukaryota; Fungi; Ascomycota; Sordariomycetes; Sordariales; Chaetomiaceae. The record is from RefSeq and is a predicted model, not a curated record. The transcript is spliced from 2 exons. Bases 481 to 1302 code for a protein of 273 amino acids.